This is a messenger RNA of Populus nigra (black poplar), 1355 nucleotides long. RefSeq names its product 3-hydroxyacyl-[acyl-carrier-protein] dehydratase, mitochondrial. The coding region runs from base 667 to 1188 and encodes 173 amino acids. Lineage: Eukaryota; Viridiplantae; Streptophyta; Magnoliopsida; Malpighiales; Salicaceae. The transcript is spliced from 5 exons. The record is from RefSeq and is a predicted model, not a curated record.
CGGGGUGGCUGUUGGGUUGAUUGAAAAAAAAAAAAAAAUCAAUAAUUGUGAUACUGAAAAAUGAACCACUGACCACCGCGUAGCUAUAGCAUGAUAGACCUCCAAAUAAGAAAAAUAAAGAGGAGUUUUGGUGAGAAAAAAACCCUUGUCCACGUGUUCCCCGGCAUCCUCCAAGAUUCUCUCUUUCGGGAAACAAGACACAAAAUACCAGAACUCGAGGUUGAUUAGUGCAUGGAGAAAGGAUUUAGCCAUGCUUACAUAUAUGCAGCAACCAUACCCCUUCUGUAUUUCGUUUCCUCACAAGAAGCAAUUGCGCUUUGGAACUCUCCGUCUUUCAAGUUAAGCUCAGGCAACCGACGUGGAGCGCCGGCACGUGACUAGUGUUUUACCAUGAGGUAUGUCUUUCCGCCUCAACUCCACAACAGCUGAAUAAAAUGGCAUUGGAUUGGAACUACAAGCCAUGCAGUGCCUACUAGAAACCGUCAACAAAACGUGUUGAGAAACCACCACAAAUUGAAAUUCACCCAACCUUAUAAUGACUCUUAUGCUUGAUUGAAUGCUUGUUAAAAUGCUUGUUGCUGAUUAGCAAGUUCUUUUCAUCGAACCCGUUUCCCUUUUUUCUAAUAAUAAAGCAAUUGCUGGUACGUACUCCAAGUGUUUGCUAGAAUGCUUAGUAGAAACAGGAUGCUUAUCAGAAGUUUGGUUUCGAGUUCAGUCCCUUGUACGAGAAACUUUUCAGGGACAGCCCCGCCUCCACGGCAGGUUCUGAAAACCGGAGAUACUUUAAGACAAACGAGGAUAUUCACAAACGAGGACGUUGCUGAAUAUUCAAAGGCGAGUCAUGAUUCCAAUCCAUUGCAUUUCGAUUCUGAAUUUGCCCGGAAUGCUGGAUUUGAGGAUCGGCUUGUCCAUGGAAUGCUGGUUGCUGCUCUAUUUCCUCGGAUUAUUGCAUCCCACUUUCCUGGAGCCGUAUAUGUUUCUCAAAGCUUACAUUAUAAAAGCCCUGUAUAUAUUGGAGAUGCAGUUGUUGGAGAGGUACAAGCUACUAAUAUAAGAGAAAACAAGAGUAGAUACAUAGUAAAAUUCUUGACAAGGUGCUUCAAGAACGAUAAGCUUCUCGUUAUUGAUGGAGAGGCGGUGGCGAUUUUACCAAAUCUAGUUGCGGAGAAGGUGAAUGUUGUGGACUGAUGAACCUUCAGCAAAUUGCCAGACUAAAAAUUUUGAAGGAGCAGAACUCAAUUUCCACCUGUUUCUUGGGCGAGCAUCCUAGCAACCAUCGUAGCCUAAUGCCUUAUCACCUACAGAAUUUUUCAGACAACUCUUACAUAAAAUGCAACCGAAACCAUUCCUCGACC